GGGGAGGGGAGGGGUGGGGGAAAAAGCAGCGCCGCAACAUGGAGACGCACAUCUCGUGUCUCUUCCCCGAGAUCCUAGCCAUGAUCUUCAGCUACCUGGACGUCCGGGACAAAGGGCGGGCGGCGCAAGUGUGCGCGGCUUGGAGGGACGCUGCCUACCACAAAUCCGUCUGGAGAGGGGUCGAAGCCAAGUUGCAUCUGAGGAGAGCCAACCCGUCCCUGUUCCCCAGUCUGCAGGCACGGGGUAUCAGGCGGGUGCAGAUCCUCAGCCUGCGCCGCAGCCUCAGCUAUGUGAUCCAAGGCAUGCCCAACAUCGAGAGCCUGAACCUCAGCGGCUGCUACAACUUGACGGACAUCGGCCUGGGGCACGCUUUCGUCCAAGAGAUCCCGUCCCUGAACGUGCUAAACCUGAGCCUCUGCAAACAGAUCACGGACAGUAGCCUGGGGAGGAUCGCACAAUAUCUCAAGAAUCUGGAGGUGCUGGAGCUGGGCGGCUGCAGCAAUAUCACCAACACAGGCCUUCUGUUGAUUGCCUGGGGCUUGCACAGACUAAAGAGCCUGAAUCUGAGGAGUUGCCGGCAUGUUUCGGAUGUAGGGAUCGGCCAUUUGGCAGGCAUGACUAGAAGCGCUGCGGAAGGCUGCUUAAACCUGGAAUAUCUGACUUUACAAGACUGCCAGAAACUAUCCGAUCUCUCCUUAAAACACAUCUCCAAAGGCCUGACCAAACUCAAGGUGCUCAACUUGAGUUUCUGCGGUGGGAUUUCAGACGCGGGUAUGCUGCAUCUUUCACACAUGACGAGUUUGUGGAGUCUCAACCUAAGGUCCUGUGACAACAUCAGCGACACCGGCAUCAUGCAUUUGGCCAUGGGUAGCUUGAGACUGAGUGGGUUGGACGUUUCCUUCUGCGAUAAGAUAGGCGACCAGAGCCUGGCUUAUAUCGCGCAAGGCUUAUAUCAACUCAAAUCGCUUUCCCUUUGCUCCUGCCACAUAAGUGAUGACGGCAUCAACAAAAUGGCCCGGCAGAUGCACGAAUUAAGGACCCUAAAUAUCGGCCAGUGUGUGCGGAUUACAGACAAAGGACUGGAGCUCAUAGCUGACCAUUUGACCCAGCUGACUGGCAUUGAUCUCUAUGGCUGCACAAAAAUCACCAAAAGGGGUUUGGAAAGAAUUACGCAAUUGCCCUGCCUUAAAGUUCUUAACUUGGGACUCUGGCAGAUGACUGAAAGUGAAAAAGUGAGGUGAACAUUUUUUUUCCUUAAAAAUGCUUAAUAAUUAUCGCCAUUGCUGUCAAAACAAGAGUAUUGGGUUUUUUUCUCUCCAAAAAAUUGACUCAAAAACGACAAAACAAAAAAAGGUGAUUGUUCUGUUGUAACUUGCAAGACAUUCUUUCCACACUGUGCUAUCAAAUAAGUUGCAGUAUUCCCAUCCUUCAACAUAGUUUUCAUAACGAAGUAAUUCUGACACUGGUUACAUUUGUUUAUGGAAACUGGUUCAUACUUUUUUUGUUUUGUAGAUGGUAUGCAUAUUGCUGAUAGACACAUUCAAGGCUACCUCGUUUUUUUUUGUGCCCUGAAAUUGAGGAGUUUAACAGUAAAAUAUGCCUAGGCAAACGUUGCCCCUCCUCGCUGGUUGGUUUUACUACCCUUUUUGGAUUUGAACAAAACAAAAGAUAUUCGAUGAAAAUAAGUUGGCCGGCAACAUUUUUACAAGAAAUUUCUGAAGCACACGAGGCUGGUUUUUGCAGUCUUGGCUGCACCCAAGUCAGAAUCGCGAACUAUAGUUUUAUGCAAAGGAAAAGGACUGAAUUUGGAUUCUAGACGCCUUGAUCUGGCAGCUGUGCUGGCUUAUUUUUUGAUCGACAUUCUGCGCCAGUUGUGGGGGGGGGGGGGGCUUUUUUCCCCCCCUUUUGUGAAAUUAUGAAAGCCUAGUCUACCUUAAAUAGGGGGGGAGCUCGUCAUGAGAAAAACGCAUCAAUUCCCGAGGACUGAUUUGCCUGUAAAAAGGGCCAUGAUGCAGAGACAGGUAGUUGCUGAAGGAAAAAGAGAGGAAAACAAAAAUAUCCUGCUGAUCAACCUAUAUUUGAAUUGUACUGUAUGUGAAUUUGUAAAUGAUACUUAAACGUUUUAUAUUCUUACAGUAAACGUUAAAAGCUGAUAUUUAUAUAAUAAAGACGGGAAAAUAUGAAGUAUGUUUUGGAAAAAAAAGACAA
Leucoraja erinaceus (little skate) is the source of this 2208-nucleotide messenger RNA. Its product is annotated as F-box/LRR-repeat protein 14. Gene Ontology annotation, cellular component: SCF ubiquitin ligase complex. The coding region runs from base 39 to 1241 and encodes 400 amino acids. Gene Ontology annotation, molecular function: protein binding. The transcript has a single exon. NCBI's taxonomy places the organism in Eukaryota, Metazoa, Chordata, Chondrichthyes, Rajiformes, Rajidae. The record is from RefSeq and is a predicted model, not a curated record. Gene Ontology annotation, biological process: SCF-dependent proteasomal ubiquitin-dependent protein catabolic process.